UUGCAGCUAUACCCCAUGUGAAAAGCAGGAAAUAAAAUGAAGAUUUUUCAGUCCAACAUGUGGUACUGGCUGCUUCCAACUUUUUUAACAAUUGCUUAUUUCUUCACCAUCGUCCAGGGUCAAGUGGCUCCACCCACAAGAUUAAGAUAUAAUGUAUUAUCUCAUGACAGUAUACAGAUUUCAUGGAAGGCUCCAAAAGGAAAAUUUGGUGGAUACAAACUUCUUGUGACUCCAGCUUCAGGUGGAAAAACCAGCCAAUUGAAUCUCCAGAACACUGCCACGAAAGCAAUUAUUCAAGGUCUUAUGCCGGAUCAGAAUUACACAGUUCAAAUUAUUGCAUACAACAAGGACAAAGAAAGCAAACCCGCUGAAGGCCAAUUCAGAAUUAAAGAUUUAGAAAAAAGAAAGGAGUUGAAGCCCAGAGUCAAGAUUGUGGACAAAGGAAAUGGGACUAAACCAUCCUCACCAGAAGAAGUGAAAUUUAUCUGCAAAACUCCAGCUAUCGCUGAUAUUGUAAUCCUGGUCGAUGGGUCAUGGAGUAUUGGAAGAUUCAACUUUAGAUUAGUUCGGCUUUUCUUGGAAAACCUGGUUACAGCAUUCAGUGUGGGCUCAGAGAAGACACGAAUUGGCCUUGCUCAGUAUAGUGGUGACCCCAGAAUAGAAUGGCACUUGAAUGCCUUCAGCACAAAGGAAGAGGUGAUUGAAGCUGUCCGAAACCUACCGUACAAGGGAGGAAACACGCUAACAGGUCUUGCCUUGAACUACAUUUUUGAAAAUAGCUUUAAACCAGAAGCAGGAGCAAGGUCUGGAGUAUCCAAAAUUGGCAUUUUAAUCACUGAUGGAAAAUCCCAAGAUGAUAUUAUUCCUCCAUCCAGAAACCUUCGUGAGUCUGGUGUAGAACUGUUUGCCAUAGGGGUGAAGAACGCAGACUUGAGUGAGCUGCAGGAGAUUGCCUCUGAGCCUGACAGCACUCAUGUGUACAACGUUGCUGAAUUUGACCUGAUGCACACUGUUGUGGAGAGCUUGACCAGGACUGUCUGCUCCAGAGUAGAAGAACAGGACAAGGAAAUGAAAGCCUCAGCCCUUGCCACCGUUGGGCCACCUAUGGAGCUGAUUACUUCUGAAGUCACUGCCAGAAGCUUUGUGGUUAACUGGACUCAUGCCCCAGGAAACGUGGAAAAAUACAGAGUAGUGUACUAUCCGACCAGGGGUGGAAAACCAGACGAGGUGGUGGUGGAUGGUAGUGUAUCUUCCACGGUGUUGAAAAACUUGAUGUCUUUGACUGAAUAUCAGAUAGCGGUCUUCGCAAUAUAUCCCCACACCGCUAGUGAAGGCCUCCGUGGAAGAGAAACUACACUUGCAUUACCCAUGGCUGCCGACCUUGAACUUUAUGAUGUGACAGAGAACAGUAUGCGGGUCAAGUGGAACGCAGUGGCUGGGGCAUCAGGGUACUUGAUCCUCUACGCGCCUCUCACCGAGGGUCUGGCUGGGGAUGAAAAGGAGAUGAGAAUUGGAGAAACCUACACAGAUAUUGAAUUGCGGGGGUUGCUGCCCAAUACGGAAUAUACAGUCACCAUUUAUGCCAUGUUUGGAGAAGAGGCCAGUGAUCCGGUUACAGGACAAGAAACAACAUUGCCUUUAAGUCCACCAAGAAACCUGAGAAUCUCCAAUGUUGGCUCUAACAGUGCUCGAUUAAGUUGGGACCCCACCUCAAGGAAGAUCAGUGGUUAUCGAAUUGUGUAUAACAAUGCUGAUGGGACUGAAAUCAAUGAAGUUGUCUUAAGAGAAGACCAAGACUCAUAUGUUAUUGAAGGCCUGGAGCCUGGCACUGAAUAUGAAGUUUCACUGUUGGCUGUACUUGAUGAUGGAAGUGAGAGUGAGGUGGUGACUGCCGUUGGGACUACACUUGACAGUGCUUGGACAGAACCAGCCACAACUAUACCACCUACCACACCUGUAACUGCAGUUUUCCGAACAGGAAUCAGAAACCUGGUUGUAGAUGAUGAAACCACUUCUAGCCUGCGGGUAAAAUGGGACAUUUCAGACAGCAGUGUGCAGCAGUUCAGGGUGACCUAUCUGACUGCUCAAGGGGACCCUGCAGAAGAAGUGGUAGCAACGGUGAUGGUGCCUGGAAGUCAGAACCAGCUCCUUCUGAAACCUCUGCUUCCCGACACUGAAUAUAAGGUCACCGUGACUCCCAUCUACACCGAUGGAGAAGGUGUCAGUGUCUCAGCCCCGGGAAAAACCUUACCACCAUCUGGUCCCCAAAACUUACGAGUCUCAGAGGAGUGGUAUAACCGAUUGCGUAUUACAUGGGAUCCCCCAUCUUCCCCUGUGAAAGGCUAUAGAAUUGUCUACAAACCUGUUAGUGUUCCUGGCCCAACACUGGAAACUUUUGUGGGAGCUGACAUUAACACCAUUCUUAUCACAAACCUCCUCAGCGGGAUGGAUUAUAACGUGAAAAUAUUUGCCUCCCAGGCCUCAGGCUUCAGCGAUGCUCUGACAGGCGUGGUGAAAACACUGUUCUUGGGUGUGCUCAACCUCCAAGCCAACCAGCUUGAAAUGACCAGCUUGUGUACUCAGUGGCAGUUGCACCGUCACGCCACAGCCUACAGGAUAGUUUUAGAAUCCCUCCAGGAUACAAAAAAGCAAGAAUCCACUGUGAGUGGAGGGACAACUAGGCAUUGCUUCUAUGGACUCGAGCCUGAUUCUGAAUAUAAAAUCAGUGUUUACACAAAGCUCCAGGAGCUUGAGGGACCUGGUGUGAGCAUAAUGGAAAAAACACAACCACUUCCUACUGAACCACCGACUUUCCCUCCGACCAUUCCACCAGCAAGAGAAGUAUGUAAAGCUGCCAAGGCAGACCUGGUGUUUAUGGUGGAUGGAUCCUGGAGUAUUGGAGAUGAUAAUUUCAAUAAGAUCACUAAUUUUCUGUACAGCACUGUUGGAGCCCUGGACAAGAUCGGUACAGAUGGAACUCAAGUGGCGAUGGUUCAGUUCACUGAUGACCCCAGGACAGAAUUUAAACUAAAUGCUUACAAAACCAAAGAGUCCCUUCUUGAGGCAAUUAAACAUGUGUCAUACAAAGGAGGAAAUACAAAAACAGGAAAGGCCAUUAAGUACGUUCGAGAUAGCUUAUUUACUGCAGAGUCAGGUACAAGGAGAGGCAUCCCGAAGGUGAUAGUGGUUAUAACUGAUGGGAGGUCACAAGACGAUGUGACCAGAAUUUCCAAGGAGAUGCAGUCAGAUGGCUACAACAUUUUUGCGAUUGGUGUGGCGGAUGCCGAUUACUCAGAGUUGGUUAGCAUUGGCAGUAAGCCCAGUGCCCGCCAUGUCUUCUUUGUGGAUGACUUUGACGCCUUUAAGAAAAUUGAAAAUGAGUUGAUUACUUUCGUCUGUGAAACCGCAUCAGCAACCUGCCCACUAGUGCACAAAGAUGGCAUUGAUAUUGCAGGAUUUAAGAUGAUGGAAAUGUUUGGUUUAGUUGAAAAGGAUUUUUCAUCCGUACAAGGGGUAUCUAUGGAGCCUGGUACCUUCAAUAUGUAUCCAUGUUACCAACUUCAUAAGGAUGCUCUGGUUUCUCAUCCAACCAAGUAUUUACAUCCAGAAGGAUUGCCCUCUGAUUAUACCCUCACUUUCCUAUUCCGAAUUCUUCCUGACACUCCAGAGGAACCAUUUGCUCUUUGGGAGAUCUUAAAUAAAAAUUCUGACCCAUUGGUUGGGGUGAUUUUAGAUAAUGGUGGGAAAACUCUAACAUAUUUCAACUAUGACUACAGUGGGGAUUUUCAAACAGUUACUUUUGAAGGACCUGAAAUUAGGAAAAUUUUCUAUGGAAGCUUUCACAAGCUACACAUUGUUGUCAGCAAGACUUUGGCCAAAGUGAUUAUUGACUGCAAGCAAGUGGAUGAGAAAGCAAUAAAUGCAUCGUCUAAUAUCACAUCAGAUGGUGUGGAAGUCCUGGGGAGAAUGGUUAGAUCACGAGACCCGAAAGGAAACUCUGUACCAUUCCAGUUACAGAUGUUUGAUAUUGUUUGUUCCACAUCGUGGGCCAGUAAAGACAAAUGCUGUGAACUUCCAGGCCUGAGGGAUGAAGAGACCUGCCCAGACCUUCCACGUUCCUGCUCCUGCUCUGAAAUCAGCAAAGGGGCUCUGGGACCAGCAGGCCCACCAGGUGGUCCAGGAGUCCGAGGACCAAAGGGUCAACAAGGUGAACAGGGUCCCAAGGGACCAGAGGGCCCUCGGGGUGAAACAGGCCCUUCAGGACCUCAGGGUCCUCCUGGACCCCAAGGACCAAGUGGUCUGUCCAUUCAAGGAAUGCCCGGGAUGCCAGGAGAAAAAGGAGAGAAAGGAGACACUGGUCCCUCUGGACCACAGGGUGUUCCAGGAGGCGUUGGUUCACCAGGCCGUGACGGCACCCCAGGCCAGAGGGGCUUUCCUGGAAAGGAUGGAUCCUCUGGUCCUCCAGGGCCACCAGGGCCAAAUGGUGUUCCGGGAGCUCCUGGAGCCCCAGGGAUCACAGGAAGCAUGGGACCUCAAGGCGCCCUGGGGCCACCUGGUGUCCCUGGAUUAAAGGGAGAACGAGGAGAACGAGGAGACCUGCAGUCUCAAGCCAUGGUGAGGGCAGUGGCACGCCAGGUCUGCGAACAGCUCAUCCAGAGUCACAUGGCUAGGUUCACGACCAUCCUCAACCAGAUUCCCAGCCAAUCUUCAUCAGUCCGGACUAUCCAAGGGCCUCCUGGGGAACCUGGGAGACCAGGCUCUCCCGGAGCCCCUGGAGAACAAGGACCGCCAGGUACACCAGGCUUCCCAGGAAAUGCAGGCGAGCCCGGGACCCCAGGAGAACGAGGUCUAACUGGUACCAAAGGAGAAAAAGGAAGCCCAGGCAUUGGAACCCAAGGUCCAAGAGGUCCCCCUGGGCCAACAGGACCUUCAGGGGAGAGUCGACCUGGCAGUCCGGGGCCACCUGGCUCUCCUGGACCAAGGGGUCCACCAGGCCACCUAGGGGUGCCUGGACCACAAGGUCCUUCCGGCCAACCUGGAUACUGCGACCCCUCUUCAUGUUCUUCCUAUGGCGUGGGAGCUUCCCAUCCUGAUCAGCCGGAAUUCACUCCUGUCCAAGAUGAGCUGGAAGCUUUGGAACUGUGGGGCCCCGGGAUCUGAUGGAUUCAGGAGAAGUUUGAAGAUCAACCACCAGAACCCUUAAGGAAGCGUAUUUGAGAAUGUUGCCAUGCGGUUUGUAUGCUACCUUUGUGGGAUCAUAUCAGCAGCCUAAAUCUCUUCCUUGGAAAAUGUUAAUAUUAUUUUUACUAAAAAAAAAAAAAAAAAAAAAUCCCCUUUAUAACACCACAGAAUUGAUUUCCCUUGGCUGUUUUAAUGGCACACCAGAUUAUCUGUGUUUUCAGAGAAGAGGAAUUGGAAAUAAAAAAUUGAAUCCUGGAAUCUUUUCUCUGUUCAAUGACCUCAGGACCCAAAAUGCAACAUGAUAGACAUGGUUAUAGUCAGGGGAGAGGGGUCCCAGCAGAAAAGGGAUUUAAAGGGAUUAAAAGAUUAUACCGUUCACUCCUAUACCCUAUGGAAAUGACCUUGCUGAUAAGGAAAGGGACAUUAUUGGAGAAACUACCUCUUGCUUAAUUGAUCUGUUCAACUCUGAGAUUGCUUGGUAACUGGAAUCACCAGCAUCCAAGAAGACAUGUUAGCAUAUAACCUUUCUGAAUUUGGGGAUUCUUUAAAUAGAUGGAGUUUUUUGGUGCUUUUUGACUCUUGUAAAACAGUGAUUUUCCAUCAGCUGCUAUUGGAAAGAGACACAAUUUUGAUGAACACUUUAUCCUGCAAUUUGUUCCAGGGCUUGCCUCUUGUUAUCUACAUGGAUUACUUUGUACAUGCAGAUAAGUUAUUGCAAACCUAUUUCCACUCUGUUUUUUAUGCAAAUAAAAAUUUAAAACAA
This is a messenger RNA of Orycteropus afer afer, 5944 nucleotides long. The record is from RefSeq and is a predicted model, not a curated record. NCBI's taxonomy places the organism in Eukaryota, Metazoa, Chordata, Mammalia, Tubulidentata, Orycteropodidae.